Messenger RNA from Epinephelus fuscoguttatus (brown-marbled grouper), 2376 nucleotides. RefSeq names its product glucuronokinase with putative uridyl pyrophosphorylase. Gene Ontology annotation, molecular function: ATP binding; glucuronokinase activity. Gene Ontology annotation, biological process: biosynthetic process. The transcript has 23 exons. Bases 93 to 1961 code for a protein of 622 amino acids. The record is from RefSeq and is a predicted model, not a curated record. NCBI's taxonomy places the organism in Eukaryota, Metazoa, Chordata, Actinopteri, Perciformes, Serranidae.
AUUAUGCUCCUGCAGAUUCCGUAUAUUUGUCAGCCCCUGCCUUCUGUUCUUACUGAUUAAAAUCAACACAAGGACACAGUGAAGUUUCACCAAUGAUCUGCAUACUGCUGGUAGCGGGACACGGCACCGUCUUAGAGACACAAAUCAAGAAUGAUGACACAGGUUUAUACAGCCACCUGACAGGUGUGCCGAAGGCUUUACUUCCUGGCAUCGGAGGGAAGAAGAUCCUCGACUUCUGGUGGGAAACGGUCAACAUGCGGCAGCUGUUCACAGAGGUGUAUCUGGUCACGAAUGCAGACAAGUAUAAGCACUACGAGCGCUGGGCCACAGCCAAUGACUUCCCCGUGGAGAACAUCAUAAAUGACGGCAGCACUACGUUGGAGGACCGUCUGGGGGCCGUGGCUGACCUGGAGCUGGCCAUACGCAGCCGCAAGCUGCAGGAUGACAUCAUGGUGAUCGCAGGAGACAUGCUGUGUGCAGACCAGAACUUUGACAUCGCUCAAGUGAUCCGAUUCUUCAGGUCAGAGCCUGGAGAGCUGAUCAUUUACUAUGAGCUGGAGGAAGGAGAGAAAAGCAGCUCCAGGGGCAUCGUGGAGGUCUGUCCUGACACCCACAGGAUAACUCGCUUCCUGGAGAAACCGCAGGAAGGACGGACGGCGUCCCGGCUGGCCAGCGUGGUGUUUUACUGCAUCAGAAAAGACACUCUGCCGUACCUGUCUGACUUCCUCAGCCUGCAGCCUCAAGGCUCAGUCCGGUCGUUCGGACGAUUCUGGGAGUGGCUCAUUAAUGAGAAGCAGCGUGAUGUGUUUGGGAUGAAGCUGCCGACUGGCUUCCAGCUCAUUGGACAAGUGGGCCUGUCAGAUUACACCAAGUGGCUCACACACUACUCCACCAAGCAACAAGACAGACCUGCCAAACCAAUCACAUGCAGAUCAUACGCCAGGGUGGGACUAAUGGGGAAUCCUUCAGACGGCUUCAAUGGGAAAACCAUCGCUAUGUCCAUCUCUAACUUCUGGGCUGAGGUCACUCUAGUGGAGAGCCAGACUCUGGUGUUAGUCCCUCAUCCGCUCAACGACCCCACAGAGUUUGGAAGUUUGCAAGAUCUGUUCUGCAUCAGCAGGAAGGAGGGGUACCUGGGAGGUCUGCGGCUGCUGCAGGCCACCUGUAAGAAGUUCUACCAGUUCUGCUCCAAACAAGGUAUCGCUUUGACAAAGCAGAACUUCACACUGAAGUACGACACCAACAUUCCUCGGCAAGUGGGCCUCGCUGGAAGCAGUGCCAUCGUCUCAGCGACCCUGAAGUGUCUCAUGAAGUUCUACAACAUCACCGACAGUGAUCUCCCAAAGCCGAUCAGAGCCAACUUCAUCCUCAACGUGGAGACUGAUGAACUCUUUAUCACGGCAGGUCUGCAGGACCGAGUCGUCCAAGUCUAUGAAGGUUUAGUCUACAUGGAUUUCAGCAAGGAGCUCAUGGACCAGCAGGGCUACGGGAACUAUAUCUCUAUGGACAUGAGUGGGCUCCCACCGUUCUGGCUGGCCUACCUGAGCGACCCCAGCGACUCUGGACGCAUCCACAGCAACAUCAGACAGCGCUGGCUCAGUGGGGAACCUCUGGUCGUCGAGGCCAUGAAGACUUUUGCUGAGCUCACGGAUCAAGCAAGGACGGCUCUGGGGGACGGAGACUGGAGGCGUCUGGCACAACUGAUGGACCAGAACUUUGAGCUGCGGAGGUCAGUGUACACUGAUGACUGUCUGGGUCCUGGGAAUCUGAAGAUGGUUCAGCUGGCAAGACAGUUCGGCUCUGCGGUGAAGUUACCAGGCAGCGGCGGGGCCGUGGUGGGUCUGUGUCUGGACGAAGGGAGACUUGUGGAGAUGAGACAAGCGUUCCAGGAGGCAGGCUGUGUCUUCUGUGUCAUAGCACCAUACAACCCAUCUGCCAGCUCCGUCGGCUGCCAACUCUAACCUCACAUCUCCCCACGACUCGGUCAGGCUACUCCGGGCCAACUCAGGCCAGUGUGGCCCUCUCGGUGAGGCUCAGUGUCAUCUCAUAGGAUGUAUUAUUAUCACAAUGAACAGAGACGAUCAGGAUCAGUUACAUGAAAUUAUAUGAGAGCCAUGAAUUGAAAAUAAUCAGGUGAUAGUUUAGGUAAUAAUUUACCAGAUUGAUCACAAAAUGUUGAGUCAGACAUCAGACUUCACUUUGUUCCCGUAAAAUUAGUCAAAGUUUUGCUGUAGAUUAUAAAGUUCAGGAUUUAAGACUGCGUCACAUUCAUCAUCACAACAAUGUAAAAAUAAUGUAAUUAUUUUUCUACAUCGUGAUACAUCAGACUUUUUAUUAUCUUUGUAUAAUGAAUGUCAUUUUUGUACACAAAUUAAA